GAUGGUUUGCGAAAUGGUGGCGCUUGUCGUGUCGGAACGGGGAGGUUUGUUGGGUUCGGUGAGGCUGAGCGUCCUCCUUGAAUCUCUGCCCUUUUAAAGGGUAGUUAGGAGCGAGGGAGUUCGAAGGGCUCCUCGGCCUUGGUAUCUGGGUCUUUUAGGCGGCCCUGGUUACUUUUGUGACUCUUUCGGUUUUUACAAAGUUAACGGGCAUGAGCAAUCUCUCUGCGGAGGCGCCUCGAAACAGUGCUUCCAGUCAGGAGGAUAACUAGCAGAAAAAAACCCCCCUAGUUCCGCGACCUGUGAAGUUUUGCCGUGAAGCUCGAAUUGACACGCUGGGAAACAGCUGGGAAGUCUGGGAAGUGUCUGGAUUCCUCUUCCAUCCUCUUGAAACGCUCUGGAAUGUGCCUGUUAUUCACUGGGGAAAGGCGCGCUUUUUGUGGAUGCUGAAGUUAGGCAGCAGUAGUUUUCUGGUUUUUCCUUUGCGUUUUCCCAAAGUACAGACACGUUGCAACGUGGUGCUGUAUAGGCGAGCCUAUUUUCUGUUGCUUCUGAAAGGUUUUGGACUAUGAACUGUCUGGGCUCCCUAAUUUUAUCAUAAAGAGUUUUUCAGUUCUGGUCUGUUGCUUACUUUAUGUAAGAUGCAGACUUUGUAUCAUCUUUCUUCGGUUCUGCCAACUUUUCUGUUAAAUACGGUGUCAACAUUAAGUCAUGUGUACCAAAUGUUAUCUUUUGAGCGCAAUAUGAGUUGUUACUGACAGCUGGAAGGUAACGUCACACGGAACACAUAAGCAGGAAGCUAGAUAGCUAGUGUAAAUGUGCAUUAUUCAGUGCUUCGGUUUAAGCUCAGUUGUUUAGGCUUAACAAAACAGGAAGCUACUGUCAGUUCAGCUUGAUGAUAUCGUUAGUUUCGCUAUUCCAAGUGGUGUUAAAUCAAUACCCAAUUUAAAAGUUUUUGUAAGCUGGUUGAACUUGCUUUUGGGGUUGGAGGAGGGUAAGCUGUUUGUUGGGUUUUGUUGAUUUUAAAUUGGAAAAAGAGAAUAUAAUUUCUAUUUCACUUUUGCAGUGAGAAGGGUGAUCAGGGUAACUUAAGGGUUUUGUCAGUUCGAACUGGAACGUCCACUUGAUAUUGUGGUCACGCUUCCUGUCACAAACUUGGGCGUAAUGUUGUGGCUUAGCGUUUUACGGCUGCUUUGCUGUGUCGCAGAAGUGGGGGAAUGUCAAGAACAGACAGAGCACUUGAUGUAAUUCAUGCUUACUUUAUGAGGGGCAGGAGUAGGUAGUAUUUUUCAAGCGGUUUCUCACUGGAAGGCUGCUGGAAGCAUAGCUGUUUAGAAAAUGAACUUUGGUGACUGAAGGUGGUGGGCGCAGCUUUAUAAAGGAGGACAAAAGUUUGACACGUGUCUCGGUAAUUAUUACAGAGAAAACAGAAAAGCGAGUACUGCUGUUGUACGCUGCCCGGGAAGAAGCGAUUCUUAAAAUACAGAGGUAAAGCGAUGUGGUGGUUUGCGUAGACAAAAAUCCACAUGCUAAUUGUUAUUGUCUACUUCUCUUUCAGAUUGAAGCAAGUGAAUUCUGAUACGACUCAACUUUGUUAGAGGGCUUUUUUUAAAAAAAAGUUGAUCCACAGUGCAUCAGAGCAAGUUACUACUUUACUUUUGAGUGACUUACAGGUGCUUGCCUGCAUUGCAAUAAAGGACUCAUAUAUUGAGCAAGACUUAUUUAUCUCUUCGUUUUGGAGAGUCUAAUAAACUGUUAUUACAGUUUCUGUACUGACUUUCAAAGUUUUGAAGUCUAAAAAGACAUCUUUAAAAAUACAAGCAUGAGCACGGCCAGAACAGAGAACCCUGUUAUAAUGGGUCUAUCCAGUCAGAAUGGGCAGUUGAGAGGCCCUGUAAAACCCAGCGGGGGCCCAGGAGGUGGAGGCACACAAACUCAGCAACAGAUGAACCAGCUGAAAAAUGCCAACACAAUCAAUAACGGCACUCAACAGCAAGCACAGAGUAUGACCACCGCUAUCAAACCUGGCGAUGACUGGAAGAAGACUUUAAAACUCCCUCCAAAGGAUUUGAGAAUCAAAACUUCGGACGUGACCUCCACGAAAGGAAACGAGUUUGAAGAUUACUGUUUGAAACGGGAGUUGCUGAUGGGAAUUUUUGAAAUGGGCUGGGAAAAACCGUCUCCUAUUCAGGAGGAGAGCAUCCCCAUUGCUUUAUCUGGUAGGGAUAUCUUGGCUAGAGCGAAAAAUGGAACAGGCAAGAGUGGAGCCUACCUCAUUCCUUUACUUGAACGGCUAGACUUAAAGAAGGACAAUAUACAAGCAAUGGUGAUUGUUCCCACCCGUGAACUAGCCCUGCAGGUCAGUCAAAUCUGUAUCCAAGUCAGCAAACACAUGGGAGGUGCCAAAGUGAUGGCAACAACGGGAGGAACCAAUUUGCGAGAUGACAUAAUGAGGCUUGACGAUACAGUGCAUGUGGUGAUAGCUACGCCUGGGAGAAUUCUCGAUCUCAUCAAGAAAGGAGUAGCAAAAGUUGAGCAUGUCCAGAUGAUAGUAUUGGAUGAGGCAGACAAGUUGCUGUCUCAAGAUUUUGUUCAAAUAAUGGAAGACAUUAUUCUCACGCUACCUAAAAACAGACAGAUUUUGCUCUACUCGGCCACUUUCCCUUUGAGCGUACAGAAGUUCAUGAAUUCCCAUUUGCAGAAACCCUAUGAGAUUAAUCUGAUGGAGGAGCUGACCUUGAAGGGAGUUACCCAGUACUAUGCCUAUGUCACUGAGCGUCAGAAAGUGCACUGCCUCAAUACGCUGUUUUCCAGGCUCCAGAUUAACCAGUCGAUCAUUUUCUGCAACUCCUCUCAACGGGUUGAACUGCUAGCCAAAAAGAUCUCCCAGCUGGGCUAUUCCUGCUUCUAUAUCCACGCUAAAAUGAGGCAGGAGCACCGCAAUCGUGUGUUCCACGAUUUCCGAAAUGGCUUAUGCCGCAAUCUUGUUUGCACUGAUCUGUUUACCCGAGGUAUUGAUAUCCAAGCUGUGAAUGUGGUGAUAAACUUUGAUUUCCCAAAGCUGGCAGAGACUUAUCUCCAUCGUAUUGGCAGAUCAGGUCGCUUUGGUCAUCUUGGCCUGGCCAUCAACUUGAUCACCUAUGAUGAUCGAUUCAACCUGAAAAGUAUCGAGGAGCAGUUGGGAACUGAAAUUAAACCCAUACCGAGCAACAUUGACAAGAGCCUGUAUGUGGCAGAAUACCACAGUGAACCCGUAGAAGAUGAGAAACAGUAAACAUGCUCUGAUUACACACGCCAGAAGGUGAAGCCCUUUGAUCCAGAUCUGUGACACAUCGUUUCUUUGGGGAUACCCUUCUCUUUGUGGGUUUUUCUUCGUCUUUUCAUUUCGGAACUAUGAAGACUAAAGAGCUCGGCCUUUUUUUCUUUUUAAAUUUGGCAGCAAGGAAGAAAGAAGAUAAAAGGAGGAAUGUCUUUUUGUUUUUCCACUUGUUUGCACUGUGUGCUGAUUGAACAUUAGUUGCACUAACUGCUGGUUUUAAAUUUUUUUUUUCUUUGGGUGGGAGGGGCAGCAAGGGAAGAAGAGAAACCCUGAAAAGAGAAGAAUCUUGAUGAACACGAGCUUGUCUGCUAUUUCAAAUUCUUCAACCAUCGACUGAGUGCAUUUCAACUUCUCCCUGGUUACUCAUCUGGUUUUAAGCUAAAGAGCUUGUUACUUAUUCGUGCAAAGUGCCUUAUGCUAUGAGACCAUUCAGAGCAUCACCUUUCCGACGCAGCCCAAGGAAUCGACAACCGUUUUUGGUUUCAGGUCAAAGUUCCCCUCUCUUCCCCCUCUCCUCCUCCCCAAGUACUCAAGCCCAGGGCUGGGAGGUGAAACGUAUCAGUAAUACUACUUUUUUCUUCAACUUUUUUUUUUUUUUUUAAUUGGAGGAGUUGAUAUGCAUCUGCAGUUCACCCACGCUGUAAAUACCUGUAUUUAAAACGAAACCAACUUAAAAUCUGGGCUGAUUAGGUGCAGCAUCGUAGCUCCAGAAGGAAAGAGUAGCCUGUCAUCCUUUGCAGGAGCCAUAAGAAAAGCCCUACGCUCUAGCAGAACACUAAAGACUGGUUUCCAUAAGAGUCUCCAUUAGUAGUUACAGCACUUGAUACGUAGACUUCUUUCAGAGCCAUGGCCCUCUUUCCUCUGGUGCAGUGUGUCCCAUAGAAAAUCAGAUGUGUAUAUUGUACAAACUUUGUAAAUAUGAUUUUUUUUUUUUUUUUUUUCCUGUUUGGGUUCAUAUAUAACUUUUUCUUUUGUGAUGAAGGUUGCUGGGGUUAAAGGGAUUAGACUGAUUAUGGGAGCAGCUAAAGAUGAGAGGGGCUCAGUUUUCUGCAACACUAAACAAUGAGAAGUGCUCUGACCUCCGUGGAGAGCAGGCCUCUACAAGCGUCCCUUGUCAGGGUGGGUUUGCUCUGGUGCUAGCAACGCUGUCCCGUACCGCUCGUGCAGAGGAGAUCACUCGUGGGUCUGUGAGGUCUCGAAAUCCGUAGCUCGGCCUGUUGGGAGAUGCUCUUUGAUUUCCCCCCUAGAACCUUCAGGAACUUGACAAGCUCUGAAGGGGGCCGUGAGCUGUGUUCCACCCCGGCGUGAGGGAAAUCCGGCGGGUGCCAGUGUUGCUGAGCAGUAUAUGCAUAAGGCGUGGAUUUGGGUUUAAGAGAAACCACAGAAAACCACUUUACAUGCAUAAACUGACAGUUCUGGAGCUUUGUGGGAUCGAUUGACUUCCCGCAGCAUUGUGCGUUUUCUGCCCAGAGCGGCCUCUGUCCAGACUUGUGAGCAGGUAAGGGCAAGCCCCCGAUAAUGUCAGAAGCUGCAGAAAGCUGCUUGCCAUCUCCUCUGUUUUGGCAUGAAUUGCUGUCUGUCAUUUUGCAUUGUAUAUUGCUGAGAAGCGCUUUCCGGUCGAGUAGUGUUGCUUUAAAUUGUGCCCCUCCCAACAUGCUUGAUGUUUGGCCUGAUCUACAGGCAAGAGGAGUGAGACAAAUCAAAAACUGUACUCUUUUUAAAUUCCCUUUUAGCCUGUUCACCAACACUGUCAGGAGGCACCUGGACGAACGCAAUCCCUUUUGCUCGGUCGUUUAUUGCAUAUACAGAUGCUGCACUCACACCACGCUCGCUUACCUUUGAGGCAGGAAUUACUUGUCUUAAUUUCUCCCCGUUUUGACCCUUUCCCUUUUUUUAAAUUCAAGUAAAAUCGUUUGGGACUACGAGGCGGACUCGCCCGUCCGUUCCCUCGCGGAUCGUAAAUAGAAGCCAGGUGCCUCCUGACAACACCUCUACAGGAUGGAAAGGUUUUUGCGUUUGGGAUUUUUUUUUUCCUUCUGUCCGCAGUGACUCCGUAAUUGUAGCAAAUGCUGCACUAGAGUACAAACUCGAGCUUGGUCACAGACACUCUGUGAGCCACACAGCUUACAUCUGACUGGCAGGUACUAAAUGUAAACAAUUUUGGGGUGCUUUUGGGGGGUGGGGGGUGGGAGUUUGUGGGUGGUGACUUUGACCAAAAGUAAAACCUUGCUCUUGUACUGCAGCCAGCGUAUGAUUUUUUCCAGAGACAGAAGAGGGAUCAUUUUAGUGCAACAAAGACGAGAAAAAUGUAAAUACAAGUUUUGUAUCUUACCGGGGCACGCACACGUAAGAGAACAGGAUAGCGAUGGCGAGUCAGACGUGUGUGCUCUGCUUGGAUGUGUGGUAGGUUAGCCUGGUGCCAGGCCUUGAUGGUCCCUCUUGAAGCACAGAACUUUUGAAAGUAUUACUUUAAACUUGGCCUCUAAUUGAGGAUUGGCACUUACCUGAACUAUCGGGGGCACCAUUUGUAGGUGGCUUCUUGUCAAGGAGGAAGCGGCCUAUUUUUGGUGCUGGUAGGCUAUCUCUAACAGACGUGAUCUUGCAAAUGGAAAGAUGCUCCAAAGGACUAGGAUAAUCCUAGUUUUUUUGGGUUUGGGGUUUGGUUUUUUGUUGUUUUUUUAUUUUGUUUGGGGUUUUUUGUUGGUUUUUUCCCUGUCCAGGAGGCAAGGAGCGUGUGUAAACCUUGGCUUCCCGAGAUUCCUUGCGAGCUCCUGGUUUUGCUGGUCACGUGCCAGCCUUCACACUUAGGCAUUAGUUGGAGCCUUCAGCGAUGAGCCCUGGGUCAGAUACUUCCUCUGACAAAGACGAUGCGAUUGAGGAUCUGACGCGUUCUGCGCUUUUCCCCUCGGAAGUCUAUAAACGUGUCACUCCCUGAAUCUGAUGAAAUGGAGCUUCACGGCUGGGGGAGGUGGCUGUGAAGAGGGUGAAGCGAGUCUUCAGCUGGCCCGCUUGAGAGAAGCCGCAGGCUGGUCUCUGGGCGCGCGCCGCAGUUGCCGGAGGGCUUUUCCCAAAGGGGAGGUGGGGGGUGGGCUGGUCUCAAAUACGUGUUUCAAUUUCCAGAAUGAGAUGGGAGCAUCUUUCCUUUGCCCUCUGUGACUUUUUUUGUGGGUAAGAACAGGGAAGCUCAACAUGAAUUCAUGUUGCGUACGUGUUGGUAUCAAAUCAUCUCAUUCUGAUAUUUUGUUCUUUAUUUUUUACUUGGGAUGGGGGAGGGUGUCUGCUCCAAGAAUUUAAAAAUGCUUCACACGCCUGUUUGUUUGGGAGGUUUUGGGGGGGGGGGGGGGUUUGGUUUUGCGGGUUUUUUGUUUGUUUGUUUUUUCAAAUGACUGAUAGGACAGAAACCUGAGCAGACGGCUGUCCUGCCUCGGUUUCUGUUCUAGAGCUUAGGGAGAUGCCGCGGCAGCAGUUCUCGUCCUGGUGCUGGACUCUGUAGCGCAGCUGGGGCCGAGCCGCUGUUGCUUUCUGAGGACGGAGUGAAUCUUGUUCCCAGGAACUCCAGCGGUACGGCCGCCGUGGUAAAGGUUGAGCACCUGUAGGCUGUGCAGGGAGCUUUCUGAUGGCUGUGACUUCUGGUCCAUCUCCUGUGAAUCGCAGUUUUAUCUUUGUCAUAAAGCGGGUCCCUGGACCAAAGAGCACGCAUCUGAUCUUCAAAGCGAGGCUUUGGCAGAUUGUCCUAUAGGUUUUGCUCAGUUCACCGGUCGCGUUGCUGAAAUGUCCCUGCGUGGAAGCAUUGUUAAAUUCUGCCGUAGACAGGUUAGGGAAGGGUAAGGAGGGGUGGGGGGAGGGAUGGGUUUAUUAAGAUACGGCCUUGCUGUAUUUUAACCAAUAAUUACGGGGAAGGGGUGUCAGGAGAAGAAAAUAGUCGCUGUUCCCUUUAUUGAAAGAAACUGGAACUUUUAUUUCAAGACAAGAAAUUAUUUGCAAUUCGGGUGGACCGUCGUGAUCCACCGGUCCCUAGUCAAGAAGUUGGUGUUCUUACCGUUAACCAGCAAACAAUGUGGACUAGUCCUUGAAAACAUUCAGGGGAGGGAGGGGAAAAUUGGCGUUCUGUUAAAUCGGUAAUUGGCAAACUCUCCAGCGGAGCUCGGAUUUUGUUGAGAAUGUAUUUUCUCUGGCUGUACGUGCGUCGCAGCACUGACUCGUGAAGAGCUUCACGAGUUCGGAGUGCAAAAAAAA
Molecule: messenger RNA, 7552 nt
Organism: Egretta garzetta (little egret)
Lineage: Eukaryota; Metazoa; Chordata; Aves; Pelecaniformes; Ardeidae
Gene: DDX6
Product: DEAD-box helicase 6
Exons: 13
Coding region: 1820-3271 (483 amino acids)
Biological process (GO): P-body assembly; cytoplasmic stress granule assembly
Cellular component (GO): cytoplasmic stress granule; P-body
Molecular function (GO): mRNA binding; ATP binding; RNA helicase activity
Source: RefSeq, a predicted model, not a curated record